Lytechinus variegatus (green sea urchin) is the source of this 5023-nucleotide messenger RNA. RefSeq lists its product as uncharacterized. Lineage: Eukaryota; Metazoa; Echinodermata; Echinoidea; Temnopleuroida; Toxopneustidae. The record is from RefSeq and is a predicted model, not a curated record. The transcript is spliced from 23 exons. The coding region runs from base 153 to 4547 and encodes 1464 amino acids.
GUCUAACUUUCCAGCUGACUCGACUCGAACUCGUCUACGCGGACAGUCAGUGUGAAUGAAUUUAGAUUUCAAAGUUAACAAAGACGAAUGACAAGGGGGGCUUGAUGUUUUAUCAAAUUACAGCUAUUCACUGUUACUUCUAGAAAAGCAACAUGACGGACAAGGCCAAAAUCAAGAAGGAGAUGAAGAUAGUUUUAAGGGCUUUGCUUCUUUCGGCGCCGCUGGGAUUGACCGCAGUCGAGAUCGAGCGAGACUUUCGCGAGGCCCAGGGUUACGGCGUGCCUUACCGCGAGCUGGGGUAUAACAGCACAUCCGACCUUGUGGAGGAUUUGCCAGAUAUUGCAACCUGCCACUGGGAAAGGGGACAUGCAGUGUUUCAUGGAAUCGCAGACAAAACAACCAAACACAUUCAAAGUUUGGUUUCCAGGCAAAAAGUUGAUGUGAGCAAAUGUUUAAAGCGAAGAAAUGCUUUGGAAAGACAAGUUGUCCGUUCAGGGAGAGGAGGCUAUUCGUCAGGACGCGGGCGUUCAUUCAGUACAUCGUCUGGUGGUAGAUCUAACGUUAGAUCUCAAGCACCAUAUUCCAGAGCUCCUCAAGGUUUUGGUCAAGGGAGGAGGACAAACUCAUACCCAGGAUCAUCAGGAGGCCGGCCCAAGCCGUCACCUCUGAAUGGCCCCAAAUCAAGUCCAGCUUAUCUCCGUAUGCAGAUGAAAUCACUCCUCAAUUCCCAUCCGAAUGGCAUUCUCAACACUCACUUCGAUGCCAUCUUCAGUCGCAAAUGCGGUUUUACCAUUGACUAUUCUCAGCUUGGGUUUACAGAUUUAGAGGACCUUGUGAAAUCUUUAUCUGACUUGAUUAGUCUUGAACGAAUCAGUGAGGAGAAGUUCAGAAUUUAUAGCAGAGAGAAUUUCCCCAAAGGAACAGAGAAUUUGCCCAAAGGAGCAAGCAGAACGAGCAAUGAAUCGUAUGCAUCAAAGGCCAAAAUCAAACCACUGAUGUCCGAGGAUCAUGGGAAUAUAAAACCUUUGAUCACUCCGAAACAGCCACCACCAUUGCUAAUAAGCCCACCGAUACCGGAUGCUCGGAAGUCGAUGCCGUUCCAGGCCCCACAGAGAGGCAUUGGUAGAGCACGUAGAAUAUCAUCCAACCGAUCGGAUGAAUCAAGUACAAGGGUUGGAUCAUCGGGGUCAUCAUCGGUCACAAGCCCCAGACAGCCAUCACCGCCAGGCAAUGAUCUCAUUGAUAAACAACUCUGCAGUGAAAUCCGACAGAUCUUAGAAGAUUACCCCAACGGACUCUUUGCUGCUAGUCUACCAACUGAAUACAAGGCUUUAACCAAGAAAGAGCUACCCCUGAUCUCCAUUGGUUUCUACAGUGUAGUGGAGCUGGUGUCUGCCAUCCCUGACGUUGUUGCCAUCGAGAGACAGAAGAAGAACAGUGACUGGAUACUCUUUGAUGCUAGGACAUUUGUACCUUCCAAGCCACCUGAACCAGAGAUAAAGAAGAAGCCGAAAGACUCGCCACCCAAGGAACCAAACAAUGAAACGGUCCAGGUUGCCAAGGCAAACAUUAGAGAAGUCCUCUUGUCUCAUCCUACAGGAGUAUUACUCCAGGAGCUAUCAUCCGCAUAUGAGAAAUUUCACAGGACAAGUCUUCCGGUUGGAGAUUUUGGAGUGAGUGAUGUCAACUCUUUAGUUCUUGCCAUCCCAGAUACAAUCAAGGUCGUCUAUAAAGGACAAAAUCAAGUAUAUCUCCAUGCACAAGAUCAGAGGUUACCCCUCACCAGUGGAUCACUAUAUAGUACUAUUGCCAAGUCUAUACCUCAGGAUGCUAUUGGAUACGGGUAUUCCUACCCUACCUUGAAGAAACCUAAACUCAAUGAGUACUUCCCAGUCUAUGUCUCAACGGUCUACACUCCUCAUAAAAUCAGUAUACAAGUCAAGGACAAGGAGAGUAAUCUUGCAUUGGAAAGCCUCAUGGAUGGACUAGAAUCUGUGUACCACUUUGCAGAAGGAGAGAAGUAUCUCAUGCCCGAUGCCAUGAUAGCAGUAAAUCAGAUCUGCUGUUCCUUAUACCAUGAAGAUAACAACUGGCAUAGGGGAAUCAUAACAGGUGUUCCAAACUUAGAUCUUGUUGAGGUUUACUAUGUGGAUUAUGGCACCAGUCUUAGAAUUCCAAAGAAUUCACUUCGUCUCUUGAAAUCUUGCUUCAUGAAGCUGCCAAAGCAAGCUAUUGAUGCCAAACUCGGUGGAAUUGAGCCUUUUGGGGAUAAAUGGAGUGAAGAAAGUAGAGACAGAUUACUCGAGCUCUCUUUCAAUAAACCACUACAGGCGUACGCCAUGGAAGAGAAGACCACAGCAGGGGUGUUUGAUACUGAUCCGUUCUCAGAGAGUUCGGUUCUGAGCCUCAUCCUUUGUGAUACAUCAACCAACGAAGAUAUUCACAUCAAUGACCUGUUAGUUUCAGAAGGUUUGGCUCGCUUUGCAGAGCAGAAAGUACCGGCUGAACCUAGUGCCGAAUCGCCAGUGAUCCCACCUCCAGCUGAAGUGAGCCUUCAGAUGCUGACUGGCAUGGGUCUGCCUGUUCCGGACGAUGACUCCGCCCUGGCCUUUCAGUGGCCGGAGGAGUCUGCUGAAGUCCAAAGGAUCCUAGGGUCAGGGGAUGCCCAAACCAUUGCAAGACCACAGGAAAGGUCAUCAGGGGACGGUCAGGUCAUGGUCAACGGUGACAUCACAAAUGCAGGAGAUGGUCUUGAGAUCAUUGGAGUGGACAAUGAUAGCUCUGAUAGUGGGCCACCAUCUCUGAAAGAGGACGAUACGAUUGAGAAGAUGGCCCGAGAACUGAGUGAGAUUGAUGAAGAAGGUGAAGACGAUAUGCAGAAACCAUGGUCUAUUGCAAGGGUUGAGCUGGUGACUGGACAAACCCUUCAUCUGAUAUCAUUCAAAGACCAAGGUGGUCAGUUUGUUACCAGUGUUGAGGUAUCGGCUCUCAUCUGGCCAACCAAUCAGGAUGACAAUUCUCUCUUUGAUAUGAUUGAACUGAAAGCAGCACAGCUUGGUCAGGUCAUUGUAGAAGAAUUGGAAAGUUCUGAACUAGCAGAUAGCUUUGCCAGGGAAGGUGUGCCACUCUCAAAGAUUAGCCCAUCAAAAUUGCAGCUCUUCCUUCUGACUAGUGUUGCCCCAUUGUUGAUGGUUUCUGGUCAGGUCAGCACUGCAUUGAUUGGUCAGAUCCAAGCCUUGGCUAGUGACAUGCCCCCUCUAGAGGAUGACGAUCUGAGUCGUGAGAGCGUGAGCAGCGAAACGUCAGGUGGUUUCGAUACAGACCAGGAAGAAUCAGACCUCAAAAAGAUGCAUGAUGUACUCAGAACUAAAAGAGAGAGAAUUCUCAAGGAUCUCAUGAGCAACACUGGUUCUGUUGACGUCGAUGAAAUCACCUACAUCGAGGGAUUGAUGAAGGACAUUGAAAGAAAACUAGAAAAGACCAAGUCCAUUGACGUUGAUCCAGGAAGUGCCUCUCUGUCCUUGGGUGAUAUCUCUGCGCAGCUGGCUCAGACUUCCAUUGGAUCCUCCAUGUCCCCCAGAACUCCUGAUGAUGUCUUCAGUCCACCUUCCUCCAGACAUCCCAGCAGUGUCUUCUCCCCGGAUCAGAGUACCAAGGACACCCAUUCACAGACGGUAGGAGAUCUUGGACAACAGAGGCACUAUUCUGAUCGGGCUACGGCGAGUCAGAAGCAAACAGCUGCAAUCUCGCCUCUUCAGAGAAGCUCCACUGGGACCAUGCCAAAGCCGCAGAGAGGGAUAGGUCGUGGAGCGAACAUGCCAAAAAUGAAUACAGGAAUCGGAAGAGGACAGCAACUGAAGAAUGGUCGAGGGCCACCACCUCAGAUUCCAUAUUCCCAGGCAAUGAAAAGCCUAAAUCCAAACACUCCAGCGUUUGUCCCAAGCCCAAAGCGGGAUGGCUCAGGAGAUGACAAUGUCAAGGGUCAGGUCCAACAGCCAAAUCCUCAAAGUUUGUUCAUGGAUCCAUUUGGAAAUCGCCAAGCUCCUGUACCUUUAAGUAAGAGUCAGAUUCAGCAGCCCAAAUCUCAGGGUUUAUUCAUGGAUCCGUUUACAAGUCACCCAGCUCCUGUGCCUAACCGUAAGGGUCAGACGCAGCAACAAAAGCCUCAGGGUAUGUUCAUGGAUCCAUUUGCAAAUCGCCAAGUUCCAGUACCUUCAAAUGCUAUGCCUCCUUUGGGGCAGACUGUACCAGAAAUGGAUAUCUUUAAACCUAUCCCACUCCUGCCGCCGAAUAUACCACCUGGUAUGCCACCACCACCAAUGCCAAGCAGGACAGGUGGUAUGGGAAUGAACCAACUCCCACCUCCUCCCCUCAUGAGGGGAAUAGCCAUGGCUCCCCCACCAUUACAACCCUUACCUAACCCUAUGCCAGGUCUUCCUCUUCCGCCCAACUUUGACGUGAUGCCUGCUUCAGGACCACUGUUUGAUCCCAAUGCAACGCCUUUCUUUGGAUUAGGAAGAGGUCAAGCAUGGUCACUCAAUGACUAACUUGCUGCAUUCACCCAUGGAACGGCUGCUGGGGAAUUCUGUUGCAAUGAACCAAACAUUGAACUAUUUUCUCUUUUAUUUAAUUAUGUUAUUCAUUAUGUUCUCAGUUAUUUAAUUAUGUUUCUAUUCAUAUGUGCCUAAAAGUGAUUCAAAUAAGUUUUUUAAUUCAAGAUAUCAUUUGAGAAAACCAGAUUUAUUAUCACUAAUUCAUGUCUUUACAGUGUGUUUUGGAAAGCGUACCAAAAAAUAAUUUGUUGCGUUCUAGCAAAAACAAAAGAAGAAGGAAAAAUAGGUUCUUUCAUUUUUUGUGAUUGUAAUAUUUAGUGAGUGAUGAUUUACCCAAAAGUUAAAAAAAAGUACUAAAAUAUUUUAUUCAUAAUGAUAUUGAACAAUAUGUUGUAUUCAGAAGGUACAUGGAAUUCAGGAAAUUUGUCAACUUGUACUCAUUGCAAAACAUCAUUUUAUUGUUCCCUUAA